AUGGUUGAAUAUUAUGUGAUGGGGGUUAUACGAAUAUCGAUGGAUGAAUGCAUGGAUAUGGAUGCGAAGAUAGAGAUAAAUGGGGCUGCAGAAGAUACUCAGAUCUACAAUGGAUGGAAGGGUCGACACCUGAGCUACCAGCGUGGAAAGCGCGUCACCAACCCCAACACAAGUCUUAUCAAGCUCGAGGGCGUCGAGGACUCCAAGGCCGCUACUUUCUACUCCGGCAAGAAGGUCGCUUUCGUCUACAGAGCCAAGCGCGAGGUCAGAGGGUCAAAGAUCAGAGUCAUCUGGGGCAAAGUCACCCGGCCACACGGAAACUCUGGUGUUGUCCGCGCCCAGUUCCGACACAACCUACCCCCCAAGUCGUUCGGUGCAUCCGUCAGAGUCAUGCUUUACCCAUCUUCCAUCUAG
Trichophyton rubrum CBS 118892 is the source of this 414-nucleotide messenger RNA. RefSeq names its product 60S ribosomal protein L33. The record is from RefSeq and is a predicted model, not a curated record. Gene Ontology annotation, biological process: ribosomal large subunit biogenesis; cytoplasmic translation. The transcript is spliced from 5 exons. The coding region runs from base 1 to 414 and encodes 137 amino acids. Gene Ontology annotation, cellular component: ribosome; cytosolic large ribosomal subunit. Lineage: Eukaryota; Fungi; Ascomycota; Eurotiomycetes; Onygenales; Arthrodermataceae. Gene Ontology annotation, molecular function: structural constituent of ribosome.